CAGCCGUGUCGAUGGAGGAGCACGAAGUACAAGUGGGCACAGUUUUAUCAUAAAUAUCGCGUUUAAAUAACAAUUGCCCUUAAAUAAAUUGUAUGCUUCACAUCGGCACAACACGAAACCAAUAUAUCAACUGCAACAGCGUUGUAGUUUGAGGUAAUUAUGAUUGUUUUAGCUAACGUUACAUGGACUUUUCUCUGCGACUUUUCCCAGCUCGCUACCUAGCUGUUAGCAUUACCAAGCUCAACAGUCGAGAUCCUCUGUCCGGUUUUGGUGUGUUAAAAUGUGCAAUAAUGCUAAGUAUUUGUAACUAACAGCUGGUUGUUAGUGUGGGUGCGUUUGCAACAUAGUGUAGAGUGUCCAAUCAAACACGCAUCUUUUGACCAAUGGGUCAAAUAAUAUGAUAAUUGUGUAGAUAACGCUAAGAAAACCAAUGGUCCAAAACCUCAUGUCUAUCAAAAUCUUUUCAAAAGUUUUGUUUUUACGCUGGUAGGAUGACUAGAAUUAGGGUGACUACAUCAAUGGAGGCUAGAGGAAAAAAGUGGUCAAAAAUCUGGAUUCUGUGCAAGAUUUACAGUAAUUAGGGUGACUGGCAGGCUCACUUUCCCGUCAUCUUUCUAAUCGAAUCCGCAGGACAUAAAACGAUAUGGAGGUCAAAUUGAUAUUAAUUUAGACAUGACGGGUAGUAUUUAUAUAUUUUAGUAUACGGUUUUCAUAUUAAUUCGAAAUUCUUGUUCUUUUUCCGAAGAUUACUCAAAAACAAUCGUAUUUGUGAAAUGUCAGCGGAGCACUGAGCGUUUUAUUUCAAAGCCUUUUAUAUUUAAUUCAGCUCGUGUGAUGCUAAUUUAGGUGUUUGCGACUCGCGGAAACAACUUUGAAGACGACAACCACAAGAUGGAAAAUCCUCAAGUUUUUACGAGAAACCUACAACGAUGAGAAACCUGCAUCGAUGGCAAGAGUUACGGAUGUAUUAGGUUACGAAAUCUGACUUUUUGGAUAUAGUGCUAAUGAUAUGUUAGAGAGAGACCCCACUGAACGAUUCAGAAAAUUUAAUGAUAAUAUCUGUCUUGGUAAAAUGUAUUUUGUAACAUAAGGAAGUGACAUUUCAUCACCAAAGCGUGUUUUCACCCACUGGACACCAUAUAGUGUUAGCACAUACUUUCUAAACCCAGCGGCGCAACAUCCCGAGAACCGGGAACGCUUGCAAAACAGAUCAAACAGACCAGGCCGGGAAUUGAGAAGUAAAUUAUAUAAGCGUUUUUUCCCUUUAGUAGUUAAUUUUCUCAAUCUAAAGGCACAACCUAGAUUCGAGCCAAUGGCUUAAGUGUCAAUCAAAUUGACGGUACAGUUGAAACCGGGGUUCAUCCGUGAAGAGAACACUUCUCCAGCGUUCUUGUGUCCAUCAAAGGUGGGCAUUUGCCCACUGAAGUCGGUUACGACACCGAGCCUCAGUCAGGUCAAGACCCUGGUGAGGACGACGAGCACGCAGAUGAGCCAGUCAGGUCAAGACCCUGGUGAGGACGACGAGCACGCAGAUGAGCCAGUCAGGUCAAGACCCCGGUGAGGACGACGAGCACGCAGAUGAGCCAGUCAGGUCAAGACCCUGGUGAGGACGACGAGCACGCAAAUGAGCCAGUCAGGUCAAGACCCUGGUGAGGACGACGAGCACGCAGAUGAGCCAGUCAGGUCAAGACCCUGGUGAGGACGACGAGCACGCAGAUGAGCCAGUCAGGUCAAGACCCUGGUGAGGACGACGAGCACGCAAAUGAGCCAGUCAGGUCAAGACCCUGGUGAGGACGACGAGCACGCAGAUGAGCCAGUCAGGUCAAGACCCUGGUGAGGACGACGAGCACGCAGAUGAGCCAGUCAGGUCAAGACCCUGGUGAGGACGACGAGCAGAUGAGCUUCCCUGAGACAGUUUGUGCUGAUAUUCUUCGGUUGUGCAAACCCACAGUUUCAUCAGCCGUCCGGGUGGCCGGUCUCAGACCAUCCCGCCGGUGGAAAAGCCAGAUGUGGAGGUCCUGGGUUGGCGUGGUUACACGUGGUCUGCGCUUGAGGCCGGUUGGACGUACUGCCAAAUUCUCUCAAAUGACUUAUGGUAGAGAAAUUAACAUUAAAUUCUCUGGCAACUGCUUUGGUGGAUAUCCCUGAAGUCAACAUGCCAAUUGCACGCUCCCUCAACUUGAGACAUCUGUGGCAUUGUGUUGUGUGACAAAACUGCACAUUUUAGUGGCCUUUUAUUGUCCCCAGCACAAGGUGCACCUGUGUAAUGAUGAUGCUGUUUAAUCAGCUUCUUGAUAUUCCACACCUGUUAGGUGGAUGGAUUAUCUUGCCAAAGGAGUAAUGCUCACUAACAGACAUGUAAACAAAUUUGUGCACAACAUUUUAGAGAAAUACGCUUUUUGUGCGUAUGGAAAAUUUCGGGGAUCUUUUAUUUCAGCCCACGAAACAUGGGACCAACACUUUGCAUGUUGCGUUCAUAUUUUUAUUCAGUAUAUGUAGCUCUCUACCUUACCAAUAAUAAGCAUAUUCUACCCCUCUUCUCUCCCUCACAGCCAUGGCAGCGUUGUCGGAGGAAGUGCUGCUGGUGGUGAAGAGGGUCCGACAGAGGAAGCAGGAUGGGACACUCUACCUGAUGGCAGAGAGGAUAGCCUGGGGACCAGAGGGGAAAGACCGUUUCACAGUCAGCCACCUGUAUGCUGACAUACGCUGUAAGUACUGAGUACCAGGCUACCGGCAGAACAGCUCACACAACACUUUGGCUUGGCUCAGUGUUGUGAAAGGGUAGUCUAUCUGUACUGCGCUGGUCUGGCUACCCCCCCCCCCAUAGUCUCUGAAGCCAUGCUGGAAAGGACAAUGUGAACAUUUUCAAGCACGGUGCUGUGAAAAGGGUAAUAGAGGUUCAUUGCUAUGAUUGGUUGAUGAUAGUUGUAAGACCUAGGCCUUUUCCCUGUUCAGGUCAGAAGAUCAGCCCAGACGGCAAGGCCAAGAUUCAGCUGCAGUUGGUCCUCCACACGGGGGAGAGCACCAACUUCCACUUCUCCAACGAGAGCACUGCCCUGAAGGACCGCGAUGCAGCCAAGGAUCUCCUCCAGCAGCUGCUGCCCAAGUUCAAGAAGAGGGCCAACAAGGAACUGGAGGAGAAGAACAGGUGGGUAGUAUUCACCAGAAACUAAACGGAACCAAACAGGGAGAGACUUACCUGAAUUUGUCCAUUAGAAAGACUUCUGUUCGAUGCGAAACGUUUUGCGAUGUUGUACGACUAAUGAAUACACCCCAGAUCUCCAUCGUUUCAACAUAACGGAAUGAUUCCAGAGCAAUGCCACUUAGCCUUAACUAGAUUGCAACAACAACAACAAAAUAGCCAGCUAAUAUUUACUUUUGCUUACAUGCUCUUAUAACUUGGAUCAUUUCUGACUACAAUAUGUUAUCAACCAAAGGCUGUUUGUGAUGUAUUGUUUUUCCCUCCCUCUCUAGAAUGUUACAGGAAGAUCCGGCGCUAAUAUUUACUUUUGCUUACAUGCUCUUAUAACUUGGAUCAUUUCUGACUACAAUAUGUUAUCAACCAAAGGCUGUUUGUGAUGCAUUGUUUUUCCCUCCCUCUCUAGAAUGUUACAGGAAGAUCCGGCGCUAAUAUUUACUUUUGCUUACAUGCUCUUAUAACUUGGAUCAUUUCUGACUACAAUAUGUUAUCAACCAAAGGCUGUUUGUGAUGUAUUGUUUUUCCCCUCCCUCUCUAGAAUGUUACAGGAAGAUCCGGCUCUGUUUCAGCUUUACAAGGAUCUGGUGGUGUGUCAGGUGAUCAGCGCUGAGGAGUUCUGGGCCAAUCGGCUGAGCGUAAACAACGUGGACCACUCCCUCUCCAACAACAAGCAGGAAGUGGGCAUCUCGGCAGCCUUCCUGGUGAGCUCGGCAAUAAUAGUGACUGUGUCCCCAAAAUGGUCAAAAGUAGUGCACUAUAUAAGGAAUGGGGUGCCAUUUGGGGACAAAACCAAUGUUUCCCAAAACGGUCAAACUGUCCCCGUGUCCCGUUUAUCCUGUCUUUCUGUCCAGCACAUGCUGACACCAGUCCGAUGCUUUCCAAUGUGCAGGGACUGCUGCACUAUUGCACAAUUCUGGAGAAAACAGAUUGUUUUGGGACACAGGGAGUGUGAAUGGUGGAGGAUGGAUAAAAUGGUGAUAUCUGUGUGUUAUUUCAGGCGGACAUCCGGCCCCAGACAGAUGGCUGUAACGGCCUGAGAUACAACCUUACCUCUGACAUUAUCGAGUCAAUCUUCAGGACGUACCCUGCAGGUAAGAUACCUCCCCUUCUCUGUCAUGGAAACCAAUGGGAAGAGUUGACACGACGUUGUCACUUCACCUACUUGGUGAUCGACCCGUAAUGAUUGGCCGUGCAUGCUAGAUGGGACUUUGGGCCCUGUUUGAAUACCUUUCCAAUAAAUGUAUGCAUGCAUGACUAAGUCGCUUUGGAUAAAAGCGUCUGCUAAGUGGCAUAUAUCAUUUAAAUUAUAUACACUGAGUGUACAAAACAUUAGGAACACCUUCCUAAUAUUGAGUUGCACCCCAUUUUGCCCUCAGAACAGCCUCAAUUCGUCGGGGCAUGGGAUUCGAAGUUGUCGAAAGCGUUCCACAGGGAUGCUGGCCCAUGUUGACUCCAAACUGUUGAGCAUGGAAAAACCCAGCAGCGUUGAAGUUCUUGACACAAACCGGUGCGCCUGGCACCUACUACCAUACCCCGUUCAAAGGCACUUAAAUAUUUUGUCUUGCCCAUUCACCCUCUGAAUGGCACAAAUACACACACACAAUCCAUGUCUCAAUUGUCUCAAUGCUUAAAAAUCCUUCUUUAACCUGUCUCCUCCCCUUCAUCCACACUGAUUUGAAGUGGAUUUAACAAGUGACAUCAAUAAUGGAUAAUAGCUUUCACCUGGUCAGUCUGUCAUGGAAAAUGCAGGUGUUCCUAAUGUUUUGUCCACUCAGUCUUUCAUCCUCACUAGGUUAUUCCUGAUCUGUACAUUAUUGGAUAAGGGAAGGUAUCCAAUCAGAUCAGUGAUUACAUAAGAUGUAUUUUUUUUUUUUACGUAUUCAAACAGGGCCAUGUUUUUUUUUGUUUUUAGCAUCACACCAGUGUCCUAUCUUGUCGUUGACAAACUUACCGUUUCCUCCCAGUGAAACAGAAGUACGGCGAGAACGUUCCUCAUAACAUGACAGAGAAGGAGUUCUGGACGCGGUUCUUCCAGUCCCACUACUUCCACCGAGACCGCAUCAACACGGGCCUGCAGGACAUCUUCUCCGAGUGUGCCAAGCAGGACGAGAAGGGUAGAGACACUGGGCUUAUAAAAACCUUUAUUCACAAGGUUAUCUUAUUGGUAAAGCCUCCAUCUUCUACACCUGAAGGGAGUGAUACCUACAUGUUGAUGCUGUAAUGAUUAGUGUCUGUUUUUUUUUAUGAUGCGCAUUUGCAUAUUCUGCAGGACUGAAGUCCAUGGUGGUCCAAGGAGUGAAGAACCCAAUGGUGGACCUGCUGUCACUGGAGGACAAGUCGUUAGAUGAGGUGACGUUACGUUAUUGGGUACCUUACACCAUUAGGAACCAAACAGGAUCUACCUGAAUUUGUCCCAAUAGAAAUUCUUGAUUUUGUUACAACUGUUUUUGCUAAUGGAUACAUCCCUGGGUUGUGUUCAUUAGGAUGCACUGUAGCAGUGCCUAAAAUGUAACACCUGCCAAAUGCAUUGGUGGGUAAGAUAUUUCACCAGCCAUGUUGGCGGUGUUGGUGAGGACUCCUUGGUGCUCGCAUUUCACUUUCACAUUUAUAGGAGAAUAAAUGCUGCACUAGCUGUUUUCAAAGUGUUUCUGACGUUUUUUUUGUUUCAUAGCUGGUAAAUUGAUCCACAAAGUCAAAAGAACUACAAAUCCUAUAGCCCAUCCCACCUCGCACUGCAGCACUGCCUGGCUGGGGGCUGUGUGAAGACCUGAGGAAAGAUUCAUUUUUAGAAGCACAGGCAUAAAAGUUGGAAAUUUACUUGAAACACCACAAAAGUCUAAAUGAAGUGAGACUUUGUCCUUUGCGUUUCUUGGCUAAAUGUAUAAUCCGGGGAUCAUUUCUGUAUUUUUUUUUUAAGUAACAUAUCUUGAAAACUUGAUUGCUGACAAGCAAAAUAUUUGGGGGACUAUGUCAACAAUGGACUAAUGAAACAAACACCAAAAUAAAGUUUUUGGAUGUAGUUUUCCUUUAAGUGUGAGUGAAUACAGUAUGGCGUUAAGCCACCAGGUCACUCCUCUACUACAACAUACUGGAUCUACAGCACACAAUCCUGCGUGUGUCUCUUCAGUCCCCGCUCUUCCAUAAGGUGUACUUUUAUCUGUUAAAAAAAAUAAUAAUCUGAUUUUACUGCUUGCGUGAGUUACUUGAUGUGGAAUAGAGUUCCAUGUAGUCAUGGCUCUGUGUUGUACUGUGCGCCUCCCAUAUUCUGUUCUGGACUUGGGGAAUGUGAAGAGACCUCUGGUGGCAUGUCUUGUGGGGUAUGCAUGGGCGUCUGAGCUGUAUGCUAGUGGUUUAAACAGACAGCACGGUGCAUUCAACAUGUCAAUAUGUCUCACAAAUACAAGUAGUGAUGAAGUCAAUCUCCUCUACUUUGAGCCAGGAGAGAUUGACAUGAAUAUUAUUGUUAGCUCUCAUGUACAUUUAACGACCAGCCGUGUUGCCCUGUUCUGGGCCAAUUGUAAUUUUCUUAAGUUCCUCUUUGUGGCAGCUGACCACACGACUGAACAGUAGUCCAGGUGCGACAAAACUAAGGCCCGUAGGACCUGCCUUUAGUUGAGGUUUAGUUAAUGAUUUGUCUCAAAUACAAAGCUUUUUCGUUUUUGAAAUAUUUAGGACUAACUUAUUUCUUGCCACCCGACUGCAGCUCUUUGUUAAUUGUUGCAAUGAAUUCACUUGCUGUGGUAGCUGAUAUGUAUAGUGUUGAGUCAUCGGCAUACAUAGACACACACGCUUUACUCAGAGCCAGUGGCAGGUCAUUUAGUAAAGGGGCCUAGACAUCUGCCCUGGGGAAUGCCUGACUCUACCUGGAUUAUGUUGGAGAGGCUUCCAUUAAAGAACACCCUGUGUGUUCUGUUAGACAGGUAACUCUUUAUCCACAAUAUAGCAGGGGGUGUAAAGCCAUAACAAGAACACAGAUCAACAGAAGAGAAACAGCAACAGAACACAGAUCCUUUUGGUUCAGAUAAUACCUCACUGUUUCACUCCUUUUUUUUUGUUGCCUGUUUCACAACCAAAGUUUAUAAUCUUCGGACAAAACGCAUGUGGUAUUUUGUUGGAGAGGUUGUGAGCAUUCAUUCACAUUCUAAUGCUGCCUGCCAGCUUACCAUCCCCAAUUCUUAACCUUAACCAUAAGGUGGGAAUACAGUUGGUCCUCUGUGGCUCAGUUGGUAGAGCAAGGGUCGUGGGUUUGAUUCCCGCUGGGGCCACCCGUGUGUAAAAUGUAUGCACACAUGACCAGGUGGCUUUGGAUAAAAGCGUCUGCUAAUGGCUUAUUAUAUUAUUCAGUAUGUCUCUGUCCAGGGUUAUGGGUCUAACUCCACCUUCUAUGUCCAACACUCAUCACUGUCCUCUCUCCAGGGUUAUGGGUCUAAUGCCACAGCACCGUCUACGUCCAACACUAACAAGACCGUGAAGGAGAACAGUAACUCCGCCAUCAUCAAGAGGUUCAACCACCACAGUACCAUGGUGCUGGCAGCAGGUUCCGGAAAGAAGGCGUGAGUUGAUGAUUUUAAGUACUUUCUUUCUCAAAAGUGAUCUUCACUGCGGACCCGUGUGCUAACCUAGUGGUCUGUCUGUUCGGUCUUCAUAGGGAUGCUCCUAACGAUCAGGCCUGUGAGACUAGCAGUACUGAUGGAAACUCUAGGGACUCAGACUUCUUCCAACCACCCAUUAAGAAGGUAUGGUAAUAUCUCUGUUAUUGUGAAGGCAAAUCAUUCAAGGUAAAGGCUCGCUUAGCGCUGAGCUUUAUAAAUAUACUGAACAAAAAUAUAAAACGCAACAAUUUCAACGAUUUUACUGAGUUACACGGGGGGUAUGAAAAAUAAAUAAAAUAAUGUAUGCACUCACUAACUGUGUAAGUCGCUCUGGAUAAGAGCGUCUGCUAAAUGACUAAAAUGUAAAUGCAAUAUAUGGAAAUCAGUCAAUUGAAAUAAAUUCAUUAGGCCCAAUCUAUUGAUUUCACUUGACUGGGAAUACAGAUAAGAAUCAAUUGGUCACAGAUACCUUUAAAAAGUAGGGGCGUGGAUCAGAACCAGUCUCUGGUGUGACCACCAUUUGCCUCAUGCAGUGCAUCAUAUCUCCUUCGCAUAGAUUGAUCAGGCUGUUGAUUGUGGAAUGUUGUCCCACUCCUCUUCAAUGGCUGGGCGAAGUUGCUGGAUAUUGGCGGGAACUGGAACACGCUGUCGUACACGUCGAUCCAGAGCAUCCCAAACAUGCUCAAUAGGUGACAUGUCUGGUGAGUAUGCAGGUCAUGGAAGAACUGGGACAUUUUCAGCUUCCAGGAAUUGUGUACCGAUCCUUGCGACAUGGGGCCGUGCAUUAUCAUGCUGAAACAUGAGUUGAUGGCGGCGGAUGAAUGGCACGACAACGGGCCUCAGGAUUUCGUAUUGGUAUCUGUGUGCAUUCAAAUUGGAAUCAAUCAAAUGGAAUUGUUCGUUGUCCGUAGCUUAUGCCUGCCCAUACCAUAACCCCACCGCCACCAUGGGACACUCUGUUCACAAUGUUGACAUCAGAAAACUGCUCACCCACACGACUCCAUACACGUGGUCUGCAGUUGUGAGGCCGAUUAGACGUACUGCCAAAAGGCGGCUUAAGGUAGAGAAAUUAACAUGAAAUUCUCUGGCAAUAGCUCUGGCGGACAUUCCUGCAAACAGCAUGCCAAUUGCACGCUCCCUCAACAUUUGAGACAUUUGUGGCAUUGUGUUGUGUGACAAAACUGCACAUUUUAGAGUGGCUUUUUAUUGUCCCCAGCACAAGGUGCACCUGUGUAAUGACCAUGCUGUUUAAUCAGUUUCUUGAUAUGCCACACCUGUCAGGUGGAUGUAUUAUCUUGGCAAAGGAGAAAUGUUCGCAAACAGGGAUGUAAACAAAUUUGUGCACAAAAUUUGAGAGAAAUAAGCCUUUUUGUACGUAUGAAACAUUUCUGGGAUCUUUUAUUUCAGCUCACGAAACAUGGGACCAACACUUUACGUUUUUUAUAUUUUUGUUCAGUGUACAUUAUGAGCAUUGACACAGUAAAAGCAUUAAUCUCACUGCUAUGCCUCUGCUAUAGGCACUCACCCUUUAUGAUGGUACAGAGAACCAUACAAUGUGCUUGCUUUCCAAGAUGAGUUGGCACUUUUGUUGUUAAAGCUGUGGUGGGAUAUUUCAGGUGAAAAUACAAGACGUCGUAGAGUACGAGGACCUUCACAAGGAGAACGGGAGGAAGACAGUCGCUCUGAACCUCAAGAAGUCUGACAGGUGGGUUGUAUAUCACUGAGUGGGUGCUCUGCUCUGUCUGGUGUGGUUGUUCAUGGACAUCAUACUUUGGAACUAGUAUGCUCUGGUUCUUUCUCUACCCCUGGUUCUUUCUCUACCCCUGGUUCGUUCUCUACCCCCUGGUUCUUUCUCUACCCCCUGGUUCUUUCUCUACCCCCUGGUUCUUUCUCUACCCCCUGGUUCUUUCUCUACCCCCUGGUUCUUUCUCUACCCCCUGGUUCGUUCUCUACCCCCUGGUUCGUUCUCUACCCCCUGGUUCUUUCUCUACCCCUGGUUCUUUCUCUACCCCUGGUUCGUUCUCUACCCCUCGUUUUUAACUGAAUGCAUCCAAAUAGUCGACUGUGUUCUCUCCAUGGUUGGAGUCGAAUUGAAGUCAGUCAAUUCAGGAAGUUAAUUUAAAUUUCCAUUCAAUAAUUUAAAAAAUGACAUAUAUUUUCAACGAUUUUCUCAAACUGAAAAGUAGAAGCUAUUUAAUUCUAAAUUUGUGCAAUUCUUUUUUUAAAUCACUUCCUGAACUGACUGCCUUCAAUUCUAAUCACUUCCUGAACUGACUGCCUUCAAUUUGAAUUGACCCCAACCCUGGUUCUCUCACAUACUCUCUAGUGAUGGGAAGUUCGGCUCUUUUUACAGUUUACCCCCCCCCCCCCCCCCCACCACCCGUCGUUCAGUCCCAAAAAACGAAUUGUUCGACUAAUUUCGUUCAUUUGAGUCAGUUAAUGCCCAGAGAGCACGCAGGAUGCCCCACCGGUGAACGAUAAAACUUUGAGUCAUGAUUCUAAAAGCCUCUCGUUCACAUGGCCUUCACCAUAAGGGGCUUACUGGAGCUGUCAUUUGUGACUGAGAGAUGAUUAUUUAUUGAUACAUUUGAAACAAGGUCUAGUUGUGGCCGCAACCAGACUAGAUUGUGAACAACUCUUGGCGGAAUGCAUUGCUUGACUGCUGUGAGAGUGAUGAGCACAAUAUCGUUCGCGAACUGCAGCCCCCCCCCCCCCCCCCCCAAAUGAUUCGUGCUUGAGUUUGUUGAGCAGAGGCUGUGUAUGUUUCGGUUCUACAAAGCUGCGUCCAUCAUAACAUUCAGUAAUCAAUUAGUUGCGUUCAUUGCACCAUGCGAUCACUUAUCAGUUCUAAACAAGUAUUUUUCUUCUCCUGCCACAUGAUCUAUUUCCCCUCGCGCCAGUUGCUGGUUACGGUACGUCUCCAGAGCCUCUUGAGUACGUAUUUAAUCCCGCUGUAGAAUUCGUUGCGGCCAGCAUGUCAAACAAACAACUAAAAUGAACAAGUCACUGGGGAAAAAGGAAAUCAUGACUGGAGUCAGUAAAAAGAGUAGUUAAAAUAGAAUGACUUGUUCGCCAACUGCACAUCACUAAUACUCUCAUGGUAAUGUCUGUAAAUUACGUCUCUGUUCUUCCAGGUACUCUCAUGGUAAUGUCUGUAAAUUACGUCUCUGUUCUUCCAGGUACUCUCAUGGUAAUGUCUGUAAAUUACGUCUCUGUUCUUCCAGGUACUCUCAUGGUAAUGUCUGUAAAUUACGUCUCUGUUCUUCCAGGUACUCUCAUGGUAAUGUCUGUAAACUACGUCUCUGUUCUUCCAGGUACUCUCAUGGUAAUGUCUGUAAAUUACGUCUGUUCUUCCAGGUACUCUCAUGGUAUGGUAAUGUCUGUAAAUUACGUCUCUGUUCUUCCAGGUACUCUCAUGGUAAUGUCUGUAAAUUACGUCUCUGUUCUUCCAGGUACUCUCAUGGUCCUGUGCCUCUCCUGCCCCAACAGUACACCACCAGUCAAGACAUCAUCAACUCUGUCAACUGUAUAAAGCAUGAAAUAGCCAGCUACAAGCCCUGCCUUACUCAGGUUAGAUACCACUCCGCUAGUCAGCUACAAGCCCUGUCUUACUCAGGUUAGAUAUCACUCUGCUAGCCAGCUACAAGCCCUGUCUUACUCAGGUUAGAUAUCACUCUGCUAGCCAGCUACAAGCCCUGUCUUACUCAGGUUAGAUACCACUCUGCUAACCAGCUACAAGCCCUGUCUUACUCAGGUUAGAUACCACUCUGCUAGCCAGCUACAAGCCCUGCCUUACUCGGGUUAGAUAUCACUCUGCUAGCCAGCUACAAGCCCUGUCUUACUCAGGUUAGAUACCACUCUGCUAGCCAGCUACAAGCCCUGCCUUACUCGGGUUAGAUAUCACUCUGCUAGCCAGCUACAAGCCCUGUCUUACUCAGGUUAGAUACCACUCUGCUAACCAGCUACAAGCCCUGCCUUACUCAGGUUAGAUAUCACUCUGCUAGCCAGCUACAAGCCCUGUCUUACUCAGGUUAGAUAUCACUCUGCUAGCCAGCUACAAGCCCUGCCUUACUCAGGUUAGAUACCACUCUGCUAGCCAGCUACAAGCCCUGCCUUACUCAGGUUAGAUACCACUCUGCUAGCCAGCUACAAGCCCUGUCUUACUCAGGUUAGAUAUCACUCUGCUAGCCAGCUACAAGCCCUGCCUUACUCAGGUUAGAUACCACUCUGCUAGCCAGCUACAAGCCCUGCCUUACUCAGGUUAGAUACCACUCUGCUAGCCAGCUACAAGCCCUGCCUUACUCAGGUUAGAUAUCACUCUGCUAGCCAGCUACAAGCCCUGCCUUACUCAGGUUAGAUACCACUCUGUUUCUCCACUAAUCUCUGAAAUCCAGAACUAAAAUCUUGCGUUAUUGCGUCAGAGGCUCGAUUUAGGUUCUAGGGAGGAGAGGUUGAGAGAAAGAUACUAAAGUAUGUUUGUUUGUUGAAUUCUGUUUAUUUGUUCGAAAGGUAUUUUUACCAGUUGUGAUCCUCCCUUUACAGGUGAUGUCCAGCAGUACAGCCAGUUGUGCCAUCGCUGCCCUCUCCCCAGGGGGUAUUCUCAUGCAGGCGUUAGCACAGCAAGCCAUUAACCGUGAGUUUACUGAUGCCAUUUGUUCAAAUUUAUUUACCUAAUGAGUAGAUUUAAAAUCUGGCUCGCCUAUUAGGAUUGUGCUUCAUCAUCUGAUGAAGAGGUUGGAAGACGUUAGUUUUGUAAAUGCACCCACCCAGUCAGUCAGGCGUCGGCCAUUUGUCAGUCAGUUAUCUGUCAUCAGUCAGUCGGUCAGCCGUCACUCAUUCGUCGGUCAGCCGUCAGUCAGCCAUCCGUCAGCCAGCCAUACAUCAGCCAGUGGUCAGUCAUCCGUAAGUCAACCGUCAGUUGUCCGCCAGCCGUCAGCCGGUCAUCAUGAAUCGAUUUUCUGACCAAUGCAUGCUACAUUUGGAUCGAUUUCUGACUAAUGCAUGCUACAUUUGGAUCGGUUUGGGGUCCGCAGACCGACGCAGUCUUAACUGAAACAUUUUAAUUGGGGACUGAUGCGUAUCGGUGAAUCGUUACAUCCGCCGGUCGUCCGUCAGUCAGUCAUCAACACAGAUGUUCUCUUAUGUUGUGUUAUUGCUUGUUUCUUGGUUACAGAGAUGGUGCCCAGUGACGUCCAGGGGGAGCUGAAGCAUCUGUACACGGCUUCUGGGGAGCUGCUGAGACACUUCUGGUCCUGUUUUCCUGUGAACACACCCUUUCUGGAAGAGAAGGUGACUACUGCUUGAAGGGGCAAUCUGCAGUUCAAACAAUAACAAAGCUGCUACCCCACCACUGUUUUGAUAAACAGUUGAGGAAUAUCGCUGGAGAAAUGUUAACCACUCUCAAAUCCUUUUACCAUCCAUCUACUGCCUACUGCAACCCUAGGUCUAUAAUCGUGUGGGCUGUCAGUACAGAUGUAAUGAUUCACCGAUACGCAUCGGUCCCCGAUUCAAAAGUUUAAGAUGGUACUGCUUCGGUCCGCGGACCCCAAACGAUCCAAAUGUAGCAUGCAUUGGUCAGAAAAUCGAUUCAAACAUUAGGAAUUGCUGAUUCACGAAAAUGUUCUGUUCAUAUUACUUUUUUUGUACCUUUUGAAAAAUGUAUUUUGUGACAACUGGUGCGUCCCCUGUGGGGUGUCUCUGAUCUGGUGGGGGUAGAUGUCUAGUCUCCAUUAUGACUCUAAUCUGGUAGUGGGGGGGUAGAUGUCUAGUCUCCAUUAUGGCUCUAAUCUGGUAGUGGGGGGGUAGAUGUCUAGUCUCCAUUAUGGCUCUAAUCUGGUAGUGGGGUAUUAGAUGUCUAGUCUCCAUUAUGGCUCUAAUCUGGUAGUGAGGUGGUAGAUGUCUAGUCUCCAUUAUGGCUCUAAUCUGGUAGUGGGGUGGUAGAUGUCUAGUCUCCAUUAUGGCUCUAAUCUGGUAGUGGGGUAUUAGAUGUCUAGUCUCCAUUAUGGCUCUAAUCUGGUAGUGGGGUAUUAGAUGUCUAGUCUCCAUUAUGGCUCUAAUCUGGUAGUGGGGUAUUAGAUGUCUAGUCUCCAUUAUGGCUCUAAUCUGGUAGUGAGGUGGUAGAUGUCUAGUCUCCAUUAUGGCUCUAAUCUGGUAGUGGGGUGGUAGAUGUCUAGUCUCCAUUAUGGCUCUAAUCUGGUAGUGGGGUGGUAGAUGUCUAGUCUCCAUUAUGGCUCUAAUCUGGUAGUGGGGUGGUAGAUGUCUAGUCUCCAUUAUGGCUCUAAUCUGGUAGUGGGGUGGUAGAUGUCCAGUCUCCAUUAUGGCUCGGAUCAGGAGGGGGGUAGAUGUCCAGUCUCCAUUAUGACUCUAAUCUGAUAGUGGGGUGGUAGAUGUCUAGUCUCCCUUAUGGCUCAGAUCAGGUGUACAUACAUAAUUUACACACUCACAGUCCGCUCGGACAGAUCCAGGCCACACACACACACACAGCCAAUCAAAUGCAUUUAUAAAGCUCCUUUUUACAUCCCCAUAUGUCAGAAAGUUCUUAUACAGAAACUAAGCCUAAACCUCAAAAGAGGAUCCAGAGAGGCUCCAGCCCAGAGGCUCAGACGGCUCCAGCCCAGAGGCUCAGACGGCUCCAGCCCAGAGGCUCAGACGGCUCCAGCCCAGAGGCUCAGACGGCUCCAGCCCAGAGGCUCAGACGGCUCCAGCCCAGAGGCUCAGACGGCUCCAGCCCAGAGGCUCAGACGGCUCCAGCCCAGAGGCUCAGACGGCUCCAGCCCAGAGGCUCAGACGGCUCCAGCCCAGAGGCUCAGACGGCUCCAGCCCAGAGGCUCAGACGGCUCCAGCCCAGAGGCUCAGACGGCUCCAGCCCAGAGGCUCAGACGGCUCCAGCCCAGAGGCUCAGACGGCUCCAGCCCAGAGGCUCAGACGGCUCCAGCCCAGAGGCUCAGACGGCUCCAGCCCAGAGGCUCAGACGGCUCCAGCCCAGAGGCUCAGACGGCUCCAGCCCAGAGGCUCAGACGGCUCCAGCCCAGAGGCUCAGACGGCUCAUGAGCUCCAUCAGCAGCAGAUUUUAAUGUAGAAUGGAAAAUGUGUUUAUGCAACAAACGGAAAAUGUAUGUGUUUAUGCAACAAAUGGAAAAUGUGUGUUUAUGCAACAAACGUUAGUGCGUCAAAUCGUAUCGCAUCAAUCCGUUCUCUAAUCAAACCGAAUUGCACCGACUUGUUUAAAAGUCAUAUUUAUCGUUCCUGUAUCGUAUCGGAGCCUGUGUGUCUAGAUACGCAUUGAAUCAUCUUGGAGGGAAAAGAUGCACAUCCCUUGCUGUCGGUCAUUGCAUCCAUGGGUCAAUCUAUGAAUUUGAUUUCAUUCUUACUUCCCUUUCUAUGACCUUUCAAAGCAGGAAGUGAAGGCCAGGGCAGGAAAAACUCAUGACAAUAGAGCCGGUAACGCUGGGCCCCCAUGUAGCUCAGUGGGUAGAGCAUGGCGCUUGCAACGCCAGGGUUGUGGGUUCGAUUCCCACGGGGGACCAGUAUGGAAAAUGUACGCACUCACUAAACUGUAAGUCGCUCUGGAUAAGAGCGUCUGCUAAAAUGACAAAAAUGUAACUCUGUUGCCGGUAACUCUUGCACGUCUUUUCUCCUGUGUGUAUCAGGUGGUGAAGAUGAGGGCCAACCUGGAGAGAUUCCAGAUGACCAAGCUCCGCCCCUUCCAGGAGAAGAUCCAGCGUCAAUACUUGAGUACUAACGUAAGGCCCCAGCCUAGAGACUCAUCAUUUUUUCUAAUCGGGUAUCUAAUAGUGUUAAUACUAAUAGUAUGAGACCUUUUUUUUUAAGAAUACAAUUUCUCCAAGUGCUAUAGGGAGGUCCUGUCUGGAUUAGUUGGUAGAGCACGGCAGGGUUGUGGGUUUGAUUCCCAAAUCUGCUGCACCCAUAUGAAAAAUGUAUGCGUUCAUGACUGUAAGUCGCUUUGGAUAAAAGUGUCUGCUAAAUGGCAUAUGUUAAAAAUAAUACUAUAGACUACCUUUUUCAAAGAGCACCUUGCAUACUCAGUCUACAGAGUUUUUAUUUUAUUUUUAAAGACUGUAACCCUUGAGAUAGCUCCAGCAUAUUAUCUCUUCUUCCGCUCAGAAUAAGAUGCCUUUUGUUUUAAAUCUCUCCCACAGCUUACUGGUCACCUGGAGGACAUGUUUCAGAUGGCCUACAAUAAAUUCCACGCCUGGCAAACACGUCGGAUGAUGAGGAAAACCUGAGAGGAGAGAAACGAACGGAUGGCUUGUCAGAGAGAAUGGAAGGAUGACGAAAGAAAGAAAGAAUGAAUGAAUG
Coregonus sp. 'balchen' is the source of this 16110-nucleotide messenger RNA. The record is from the annotation of a GenBank genome assembly. Lineage: Eukaryota; Metazoa; Chordata; Actinopteri; Salmoniformes; Salmonidae.